Messenger RNA from Acanthaster planci (crown-of-thorns starfish), 1259 nucleotides. It is a transcript of the gene mlf2, whose product is annotated as myeloid leukemia factor 2. NCBI's taxonomy places the organism in Eukaryota, Metazoa, Echinodermata, Asteroidea, Valvatida, Acanthasteridae. The record is from RefSeq and is a predicted model, not a curated record.
UGUACCAGACUGUCUCUCAGUAAACACAGUGACACAAUCUGUAAUUCCAUCAACAGUGACUGAGUUACAAAGUAAGGAAAUUGCGAGAAGCUAGUCGUAAUUGCUGUUCAGGACGGCUAGCGUUUAAUUGGCUGUAUUGAAAUUUGAAGAGUCUUUUUCCCCUCUGGUAAAGCCUAAGAGGGACAAGGACAGAUAGAGUUCUGAGACAGGCAACUUUUUCAUCGGGCUUACUCGGUCUUGUUUUGUCGUCACAUUCUGUCCAUGAUGUUUGGCUCAAUGUUCAGGGAUUUUGACGAAGACCCAUUUUUCAGUGACAUGCAUGACAUGCACAGACGCCACAUGCAACGUAUGCAGCCUGUGUUCAGUCCAUCCUUUGGGUUUAGCCCAUUCAUGGCGUUGGAAGGAGGUAGGGGUCAAGACCACUUUGAUGGGACAGGACGUGCACACCGUAACUAUGACAGACAGGCACUGCAGCCUUUCGGCAUGGAGGAACCUUUUGGCAUGGGCUUUGGGAAUAUGUUUAGUAACAUGCAGACCAUGAUGGCCAAUAUGCAUCGUAACUUUGAGAACAUGGCCAACAGCCCCGAUGUCCACUCCUUCUCCCAUUCUUCUUUCACUAGCUACUCCUCUGAUGGCAAUGGGGCACCCAAGGUCUACCAGGCCACAUCCUCAACCAGAAAGGCACCAGGAGGGGUGAAAGAAACACGGCGCUCAGUGCGAGAUAGUGAGGUAGGACUGGAAAGGAUGGCUGUCGGUCAUCACCUUGGGGAUCGUGCCCACGUCGUUGAGCGAUCACGGAACUCACGUACAGGCCAGAUGGAACAGAAGCAAGAUUUCACCAACCUGGAUGAGACUGAGGCCGAUGCUUUCAACAGUGAGUGGAGAGAACGAACGCAGCGAUACAACCGUCACCAUGCCGUGUCUGGCAGACAUAGACAAAGCACCCCUGCAAUCACCAGUGGAAGGGAAAAUUACACUUCAGUACAACGGGACCGCUCACCAUCCAGACCUACCGGCCCAAGCAAAGGAGGUCGUCACAGGAGUCGUGAUCAUGACUAAAGAACAAGGGGCAAGAGACACUAAACUCACAGAGAUCUAUAAAAAAAGAACACAGUCCUGGGCGAUUCCAUGCAGAAGUGGAAAUUUAGUCGCACUGUCACCCACCUCUAACACAAUUCACCAAAGUGGAAUGAAAGGUUAUGCUACUGUUUACUGUUGCCACAGUCUUUUUUUUUUUAGUUGAAAACCCCCAUUUUGUU